GCAGAGCAGCGGAUUCCUGCAGAGCCCGACACACUGCACCACAACCCCGCAGCCUACUGUGAGCCUCCCACGUCGGGACACACGGAUACCGGAUUUCCAUACCGAUGCUUGAGAUAAACGACCGGGUAACAAACUACCAAGCAGCUCCAUUCACACUCCACCCUGUCUGCGGGAUGAGACGGGGGGGUUGCAGCGGACGGAGAUCCCAGCUUUGAACCCCAACCUGCGUUUUACUGCACCUGCUUCGAUGUGCAUGCACCGAUUGUUUUGAGCACCAGAGAAGAGUUGGGGUGGGUGGGUGGGGGGGUGGGUAAAGAUGUUGGGGCGAUGCUACCGGGGGAAACUGUCGGUGUGGGCCGCUCUGUGCGUGUUGGUCCUCUGCUGGUUCUACAUUUUCCCCGGCUACAGACUCCCACGCGAUAAAGAAAUAGUGGAGGAGGUGCUGAGGCAGGGGGAGGCAUGGGAGAAGAACCAGACCGGCAUCGAUUUGUACAGGAAGCUGCUGACGGAGUGCUGCGAUCCCAAGACGAUGUUUGCGGUCACCAAGGAGAACUCGCCGAUGGGCAAGGUCCUGUGGUACGACGGCGAGUUUUACCACUCGCACACCGUCAACAACGAGACCUACCCGCUCUUUGUGAAGAACAACCCUCUCCAACUGCCCCUGAAGAAGUGUGCCGUGGUGGGCAACGGUGGCAUUCUCCGGCACAGCAAAUGUGGACGGGACAUUGACCAGGCUGACUUCGUCAUGCGGUGUAACCUUCCUCCACUUUCAAAGAACUACGUGGGGGAUGUUGGAACCAGAACGCAUCUUGUCACAGCCAACCCCAGCAUCAUUGAGAAAAGAUUUCAGAACCUCCUGUGGUCGAGAAAAGCCUUUGUAGACAUUAUGAAAGUCUAUGGCUCCAGCUACAUCUACAUGCCCGCAUUUUCCAUGAAGCCUGGCACUGAUCCAUCACUGCGGGCGUACUAUGCCCUAGCGGACACCUCCUCCAACCUCACCAUGCUCUUUGCCAACCCUGAAUUUCUUCGCACGGUGGGAAAAUUCUGGAAAGGCCGAGGCGUCCACGCCAAACGCCUCUCCACGGGGCUCUUCCUGGUCAGCCUGGCCUUGGGGCUGUGCGAGGAAGUGACGGCCUAUGGCUUCUGGCCGUUUUCAGUCGGCCUGGACGAGCAGCCAAUCAGCCACCACUACUACGACAACAUCCUGCCCUACAAAUGGUUCCACGCCAUGCCAGAGGAGUUUGUCCAGCUCUGGCACUUACACAAAAGUGGCACAUUGCGCAUUCGAGUGGGACAUUGCACUCCGCAGGAAGGAGGGAGUUAGAGCUGGUUCAAGGAGUUCAGUAAGGCUGCAGGAAACGGAUUAAAAACAGGAAGUUUGUGUAAAAAUGGGUGCACAAAUGGUUGGAUCCAUCCUUCGGCUCUGCAUCCAUGUCCAUUCACUCUCCUGCUAUCCCUCCACAGCUAAUCCCUGAUUUCCAUGAGAAUGUCCUCCACCCAGACCAGCAGCAUCAGGGACACACACACACAAUGUCAAAUAUACAUACAUUCAAAUAUGUCAUUUCUCCGUCCUUUUGUUUCUUAACUUCUUGUGUGCAUGGAUGUGUUUUUGUUUGGGAAAAGCCUCAGCUGGGACUAAAAAAAAGGUUACAUUUUGUAGGUUUGGAUGGGUGGGGAAAGAGUUCCUUUUUUUAUGCUGACUACUGUAUCUGACUGACAUAUGGGGCAGCUGGACCAAACCCCCCUCCCCCCCUGGGUCUUUGUUAAUCAGACACAGAAGGAGAAGAGGACCAGAGGGGGUGAUAAAACGCACUGAAAGACUGGCAAAUGCAAGAAAGAAGGGAGAGAUAGUGGUGUCCUGUACCUAGUAUCUUGAAUAGGACAUUAAACGGAGGGGGAAAACACAGGCAGGGGGGGGGGAAGAGUGAAAGCUGGCUGGUUUGUGUAUGAAAGGAUUUUCUCUGCUUUUCUUCAACCAACGAAGCACUCAGUUGGCAUUCUCUAGUGCCAAAUAGAGCUGUAGUUCAAAGCAGGAGCCAUUAGAAACGGCGUCUCAAGUACUAUAUACCAUCGAAUGUUAAGCCAAGUUGCAUUUUUAAACCCUUCACCGAAAAGGGAACAUGAGAACAUCCCGGUCUUUGUGUUUUUUUGUUUUGUUUGCCAAAUGUGAUUUAAAUGUGAACUAUUGUUUAUUGGUGGCCACGAGUAGAAGGGAGAUAUCAUUAUAGACUUGUGGAUUCAGAAUUCAUUGCAAUUAAAAAAAGAAAAAAAUCACAAAUAGGUAGCUCUCAGACUGGCUAUUUGGUACAUUCCAGUCACUAGCAGGCUCCUGGGGUCAAAAACAGCCUGAUUUACUUCUGUAGAGUGUGCAGUUACAAAGAAACCUCUUGGUAACUGUUCUAUGCUUGCCAAGUGCCAAGCCAAGGGAACAGUGUCUCUUUGAUACACACUCUCAAACUGCCCUUGUGCUCCUCAAUGGCAAGAUAUUAAGAGAGACAUUAACAGAAAAAACGAUUCAGGACUUGAUGUCACAAAAUGGGAUUCUAAUUCAGUAUAUUCAAAGUCACAUUCAGGAUGGGAAGCUCAACUGGCAAUAUGUCCUGGUUUGUAUGUUAUAUUAAAAAACGUUAUCUAACAAGUAAUUAUUGUUUCACUGCAUCUUGAUUGAUAAGCACCUCAAAAGACAUUAGAGCGUACAAAUGUGGAAAUUCUGCAGUUAAAUUACCAUAUUAGAUAACCCAUCACAAUAGCUAAUAUUAGCAAUUAACUAAUUCCUGACUAACAUUACUGCCAACAUUAGCUACUUUAUUAUUCUUUGAUUGUAAAAAAUAAAAUAAAAUAAAAAC
Molecule: messenger RNA, 2846 nt
Organism: Labrus mixtus (cuckoo wrasse)
Lineage: Eukaryota; Metazoa; Chordata; Actinopteri; Labriformes; Labridae
Gene: st8sia1
Product: ST8 alpha-N-acetyl-neuraminide alpha-2,8-sialyltransferase 1
Exons: 5
Coding region: 317-1324 (335 amino acids)
Biological process (GO): N-glycan processing; oligosaccharide metabolic process
Molecular function (GO): alpha-N-acetylneuraminate alpha-2,8-sialyltransferase activity
Source: RefSeq, a predicted model, not a curated record